Molecule: messenger RNA, 639 nt
Organism: Candidula unifasciata
Lineage: Eukaryota; Metazoa; Mollusca; Gastropoda; Stylommatophora; Geomitridae
Source: the annotation of a GenBank genome assembly
AUGUCAACCUAUCACCACAGGCUCAUGGACCAGCUGCGUUUGUUCCCACCUCUGGGAACGCCUGGAUCGUGCCAACCGCAGUUCCCUCUACCAGCGUCCUCGUCGCCUCUGCCGCCUCUCAGUGAUGAUGUCAAACAUUCAAUGGUGGUAGCCCGGGAUUGCCUGCAAAGAGUUUGGAGUCGGCUCUAUGACCCGAUGACCUUCAAGUGCAGCAUCAUUGGAGGCAGCAAGCCCAAAGUGGCAACCCCAUCUGUGGUGACCAAAAUUGAGCAGCUAAAAACGACAACCCGACCAUGUGUGUGUAGCGAGAGCCACGUUCCCAGUGUCAGCUCAAUCAACAGGAUUCUCAGAAACAGGGCUGCUGAACGGGCAGCCUGCGAGUACGCCAGAAUUGCCUCGCAUGUCCUGCGGCCCCUGUACACGUGGUGGCCUGCCCCCUCGCCGCUAGCGCCGCCUGCUCACCUCCCAGCAUCCGCUCUGGUGACGCCCACCGGGAUGGACAUCUCCCAUCUGCUGCCAGCUCGGCCAUUGUCCACUCAUGCGCCUUUAACGGUAGAUCCACAGCAGCAGAUGACCAACGCUUGGCCACGCAACAUAGACUUGACUUGGUCCAGCCUUGACGAUAGCCGAGACAACGAU